Molecule: messenger RNA, 4959 nt
Organism: Prinia subflava (tawny-flanked prinia)
Lineage: Eukaryota; Metazoa; Chordata; Aves; Passeriformes; Cisticolidae
Gene: PLEKHO2
Product: pleckstrin homology domain containing O2
Exons: 6
Coding region: 251-1954 (567 amino acids)
Biological process (GO): macrophage apoptotic process
Source: RefSeq, a predicted model, not a curated record
GCCGGGCCAGGCGGCGGCGGGGCCGGGGCCGGCGGCGGGGGCAUCCCCGCCUCCUCGCUGGCAGCGCCUGAGCCGCCGGAAACCCGGCGGUGCUGCUGCUGCCGCGGCUCCGGCUCCCCGAGAAGUUGUUGCGGAAAGAGAGCGGCGGGGUCCGGGCCGGCACCCCCGGCCCGCCCGGCAUGACCGUCCGCCCGGAGCCCAGCGGGGCAGCGGGGCGGCGGCCGAGCCCCUGAGCGGGCGGCUGGGAGCCAUGGAACAAGAUACAAAGGAAGAGGGCUCAGAGAAACCAAAGUGUGCUCCAACUGCAGAGAAAUAUGGCUGGAUUAAAAAAAGCAGCGGGGGGCUCCUGGGACUGUGGAAGGAUCGUUACAUCCAGCUACGGAAAACACAGCUCGUGGUCUACGAGGAUGAGGAUGAACAGAAGUGCAUAGAAACGGUAGAACUGGAGAGUUAUGACAAGUGCCAGGAGCUGCGUGCACUACUAAAAAGGAAAAAUCGUUUCAUUUUAAUCCGCUCCCCGGGUAAGAAGGUUCAUGAUAUCAAAUUUCAAGCUCCAACUUUGGAAGAAAAGGAAUCGUGGAUAAAAGCUCUUAAUGAAGGGAUCAAUAGAGGCAAAAAUAAAGUAUUUGAUGAGGUGAAAGUAGAUGAGAGCCUUUCCUUGGACCAUGUGACUCGGGACAGGGUGAAGGUGUCCCACGGACGUCGGCCACCCACGAGGAGUCACCUGAAGGAGGCUGCCAAGCGUACAUCAGAUGGUAUCCUGCGACUAGAUCUGGAUAUAGUAGACAAUGGACCACCAACCAUUGAUUCCACUAUCAGUGAAAAUGACAAUGAACCACCUCAGAAAGAAACUCCAAAGCCCCCUAUGCCACCUACAAAACCCACUGGCACAAAAGAAAACCAGGAGGCAGAGAACGAUGUUCCUGACCAGGAACAUAAAAAACCUCUGUCUCCUCCACUGCCUCCAGAUAAGAAGCUUAAGGAAAGCAUCACGUCAAAGGACAGUGUAAAUGCCAAGGAAGGAGACUCUCUAAGUCCAGAGGAGAAUGUGGAGGAAUCCCAAGCACCAAGUGAGGAGAACAAGGAGAACCUCAAUGAGGUCAGCAACAGAGUUAUAUCAAAAGCUCCAAUUCCACUUCCUAAGAGUGUGCCAGACAAGCUGAAAGUAGCUUGGGAUCAACCAACCAUUGAACCUAUAAAGACAGAAGACUUGGAAUCAUCAGGACAUGAUGGCAAAGACAACCUGGCUGAGAUUGCUGCUGCAGAUGUUUCAAAGCCUCCUGUUCCUCCUAAGGUUUUGCCAGAGAAAAUGCCUGCCCCAGUGAACUCCAGCUGUGGUGACCAGGAGCAGGAGUCUGGCAGCUCCAAGCCCCCAGUGAAUGGGAUCACAGCCAGUGAGGUAGCAGAGUUCACAUCCCCGACAGCUGAAACAGAAGAAGGAAAUGGGAGGAUCGCAGCCGAGAAGGAACAGCAAACUUCAGCAGAAGAGACAGAGACUUCCUUAGCUACAGAAACAGACCAUGAGAGUGUAAAAGCAACUGUUGAGAAGAAAGAUUCUACAGAAAACACUUCAGGUAUCAAACUUCGCUGUUCUUCUGUGGGAGACUUGCUCUCCGAUUCCAAAAACAAACAGAGAGCACUUGCAGGUCAAGGUUUCCCAAAGGAUUCCCAUCAAUGCUUAGCUAAAAUGGAAGAGAAGGUCGCUAAUGAAAGGGAAAAAGCAGAAAAGCUUCUGCAGAAGGUUUUACGUGAAGGGUUGGAACAGGCUCAGGAGGGGAAUGGACCCCCAGUGAAGGCAGAGACAUUGCUCAAUGAGGCAGUAGAACAGCUUCGGCAAGCUUCACAAGUUUUGCAAGAAAUUAAAGGUCUUGGAGAACUGAAAAAAGAAGGAACACAGAAACAGAAAGAAAAGCAAAAGGAUCUAGUGACUCUUUAUAGGAGAAGUGCUCCCUGACACACUCUGCAGAGACUUCUUUCCCAAAGUCAAAGCUAAACAUUUGCAUUUAUGAUUUGUACCAUUGCUAGGCCAGUAUUUAAAGAUGGAGUUUUGCUGUGCACACAUCAUGUUUGUGGGACAGAAUUGAGCUUUCAGUUAUAGCAUCUUUCUUUCUUCAUGUUGUACAUACCAGUCUUGUUUCUAAUCCUCUUAGCAGAAUAGAAGGUUACAGGACAGUGAACAGUUUCAAAAAUGUGAUUCUGUCCAAAGUCCUUUCAAUGGAUUAGGCCUUAAAAAUUACUGGGAAUCAGACCAAGCCAGAUUUUUUGAAAGGAGCAGAAUGGCUAUUCUAGCAAAAGCCCCUAUGUCUCUCUGUAUUUACAGACAAGCAAAUACCAGAUUACACUGGCACCUAUCUGGUUUUCCCAGUUAAAGCAUUUAAGGAUAAAUGUAGUCAGUGUUUGUUCACUUGCUGGCACAGUUUCCCAGACCACCUGGCCCAGUGACAUCUAGGAAUGUAAAGAUAAACAAUUUAAUCUUCUCCAAAGAUACUCAUAAAACCACAUCCAGAGUUUAAAAGUGACCUCACACAGAGGCAAACCAAACUGGCCAAUUCCUGACUCCAAGUAGUGUCCCUGAUGUGGAGCAGCUGUAUGAAGGCAAUUUGAGGCUGGCUCUGCAGCACUUUAGGUGUGCUAAGCACUGUGUGAGUGGACACAAGUCUCAAAGCAUCAUUGCCAGGCAAGUAUUGAUUGUUCCUCUUUCAUUAAUAGGGAAAUUGAGAUUACAGUUGGCCCGUGAAAGUGUCUUCUACCAGAACAACACAUUGAUUAUUGAGGAUCAUACUCAUCUGACAACUCUGAAUCCGCUCAGCGUUGUUAGGAACAAAUAGCCAAGCAUUUGGAGAACUUGUGUCCAGGAGCUUCCUAGGAGAGCUGUCACAAUGAAGUUUUGGGGAUGUGUGUUCCCUUAGUGUUGUCUUGGGAUGUAACUGACAGGAGCAUGCACAUCAGGCAGUGGGUCUGGAUGAGAUCCCCCUUCCCACUCAACACGUCUCUACCUGCUGUGUCGUGGCCAGCCUGAAAGCCUGGCCCAGAUCUCUCUAAUUGACACACAUGGAGGGAAAGGCAUUUUGCACACAAAACUUUGGGGCUGGUCCCAAUGGCUGUAUAGCUCCACACCCGAGCUCUUCUAUUCUCUAUAGUUGCUUUGUGGAGGUUGUGUGACAUCCCAGAGGCUCCUUUGCUUCAGCCAAGCUCUAGAAACAUGGAAAACGGCAAUCUCUCCAGUCCGGUUUUAAGAAGUGACACGCUACCUAAACUCUUUUCUCUCAUUUGCCAGCACUUUGUUCUUAGCUCAUCCAUUUCUUUUUCUCCUAAUUUCCCAAGUCCUGCAAGUCUGCAGGGGGCUGCAAACACCACCCACAGCAGCAGUGAAGUUUCAUCUGAGCCUCCUCUUAGGCUAGGCAUAGGUACUUCAGGUCUGAGCACAGAAAGAUUGGCUUUGGGCUUCCAAGUACCCUGGUUUCUACCACCUGGAACCAGCAAGACAGGUAAUAACUGAUGCUUCUGCCUCUUCUGAUUAAAGUAGACUUGGUUUUGGUAAUGAGUCCCCCUCUCAAGAAAGCCAUAGAUGUUGUAUGAGAGUUCACUUGUCGUUCUGUCACAUGCGAAGUUCUACAUGGUCAAACACUCAGGUGCUGAAAAGCUUUGCUUUGAGACAAGGAGUUUCCAACGUCCUAAGCCCAAGGCACACAGCCUGAAGCAAACUGGACCUGUGCAAUUUGCUGCUGUGGGUUCAAUGUAAACUAUGGGUCAUAUUCACCUUUCCAGACACAUUUAGGACAAGGGCUAAGAACACAGACAAUAUUCAGUGCCUAUCUCUGCUAUCUAAAUGUAUUUUUCUGCAUGUGCACUUUUGUUUACCGAACACUGUGUGGUAUGAAUGUGAGCUGUCAGAACCUGGUGUGCACUGGAAGUCGAGGGACAUCAGCUCCAGAGAGCAGGCAGGCUUUUGCAAGGUGCAAUUCUAUAACGAUAGAUGGGGGAAAACCCAGUUCACACUAACAGGAGUAUACACAAACCUGGGCAAACUCUGGGUACAGGUUCAUAUCCCAAAACUGAAGCCAAUCCUAAACUUCAGGACAGGCAAAUCAAAGCCUGGCACUGAAAUCCAGGAGAAUGACAACAGCUUAUGGGGUAGCUUAGUCCUCUAAUUUAUAUACAAAUGCUUUUGCUCUCCCCAGUGUUUUCUUGUGGCAGUGUGUUCUGUGGAUACUCAUCUGGUGAUGCUGGUGUUACAGCCAAACCUACAGUAUGUGCUUAUAUUUUACCGUAUAUUUUUAUAUUAUACUCAAUAUUCUAAUGAAUAAACAUCUGACAUUUUACUGAAUAGCCAUCAGUAGGAAUCCUAACAUAAAUAAAUAAGAUAAAUACCCUCUACCUGUUAGGAAGUGGGCAAAUUAAAUAAUUUUACAACCUACAGUAAUACAAUUACUGUAUAUGCUGUACUAACAGAUCUUACAAGAUUUGUCAUUUGUAUUGGCUUGUACAUAGGUAUAACUUAAGUGGAAUUCCUGUAUCACCCAGUAACUUUACUGCUGCAAAUGCUAUGUUAGAGAUUGUUGGUUUUAACUAUUUUUUCUAAUAGGUUUAGCAGUUUCAUCGUAAAACAUCCAGCCUCCUAUGGCAACUCCCAUCUUCAGCGUACAUCCUGCCACCAUGCACUUUUUUUUUUUAAUCUUUUCAAUAUGCAUUUAAACUUGCAUCUAAUUCCUGGCUGCACUAAGGCUUGGGAGUUUUGUGCCUGAAAACCCUCUGGGCUUGGAGUUCUGGAGUGUGAGUCUGUGUUUUGGGCUGUGCCACCAGUUUACAUGUCUGUGACAGGAAGGAAGUGAGUUUGCAAGUGAGCAAGUGUGGAUGACGAUCUGAAAAGCAGCUGCUGCAGCCCGUGGAAAGGCAGCACUUUGUCUUCUUCUUGUAAAGAGCUUUGAGAUUUGGCAAUAAAACCCCCUUUUAAAAAUC